AUGGAAUGGGACAUUGGAGAGACCAGCUUGAAUUCGAGCAAUGUAAACCAACAACAGCAACAGCAACAACAACAACAGCCGCAGGCGCAGGAACAACAGCAGCGUCAGCAAACCAAGAACAACAAGUUGCAAACGAUUCGACCGGUGACAAUCAAGCAAGUUACAAUGGCCACGGCGUACGAGGAUGGAAGCGUUGUCUUUAUAGAUGAGAAGGAGAUAUCCACAAUUACAUUUAUUGGAGUGAUUCGAUCCUGUGAAAACUCGUCCACUGGCUACACCUAUAUUAUUGAAGAUGGUACUGCGUCCAUGCAAGUGCGUCAAUGGGAUACAGAAGGAGUAGAAGAAGCUCAUCACGUGAACGCAUUCAGAGAAGGGAUGUAUGUGCGAGUGUAUGGUCGAAUUCGUCGUUAUGAUGGCAAAACGAACUGCCUGGCUUUUGCUUUGAGAAGCAUCACCGAUUUCAACGAGCUCUCGUUCCACUCUAUGGAGGCUAUGUUGGCACACGCUUCGUCUCGUUCCCAUAAUGGCAUACAAGAUGACCGCAUGGAUAGCAGCUUCACCUCUGGUGUAUCAUACGAAGGAAGCAGCAUGCAAUUCAAGUUCUCCUCACGUCAUGGUCCAUUCUAA
This is a messenger RNA of Lichtheimia ornata, 627 nucleotides long. RefSeq lists its product as uncharacterized. NCBI's taxonomy places the organism in Eukaryota, Fungi, Mucoromycota, Mucoromycetes, Mucorales, Lichtheimiaceae. Gene Ontology annotation, biological process: double-strand break repair via homologous recombination; DNA replication; nucleotide-excision repair. Gene Ontology annotation, molecular function: nucleic acid binding. Bases 1 to 627 code for a protein of 208 amino acids. The transcript is spliced from 4 exons. Gene Ontology annotation, cellular component: DNA replication factor A complex; chromosome, telomeric region; site of double-strand break. The record is from RefSeq and is a predicted model, not a curated record.